This is a messenger RNA of Ilex paraguariensis (yerba mate), 1449 nucleotides long. The record is from the annotation of a GenBank genome assembly. NCBI's taxonomy places the organism in Eukaryota, Viridiplantae, Streptophyta, Magnoliopsida, Aquifoliales, Aquifoliaceae.
GAAAGAACCAGAGAGCGCUAUCGUGGUGCUCUUCUACAUACUUCAGCUGAACUGCCGAAGUAACGAGAGAGAGCGAGAGAGGGGGGAAAGUGAAAGGAAGAGAGAAGAUGAGAUACAAUUUCGAUUUUUCUGAACCGAACAAUGAUGAACGACCAAAAACCCUAACAUCUACAUCUAAAGACCAGGUGGAAUGGCUUCCCCUUCAGAAUCACCCCGUCUUCACAUCCGGCACCGGCGACGAUGGUUCGGGUCAUUCAUCAACUCGUCAAAUGCCGAGGAAUCUCAUGGCUUGGGACGGAGCCUCUUCUCGCCUGUAUUAUUGGAACCCUGAUAAAAAGUUCCUUCAUCGGAUCUCCAUUCGGUUGGGCGAACCCGAUCCUACCUCUGUUCUAGCUGCCUCCCCCUCUAAGAAUCACCCCGUCUUCACAUCCGGCACCGGCGACGAUGGUUCGGGUCAUUCAUCAACUCGUCAAAUGCCGAGGAAUCUCAUGGCUUGGGACGGAGCCUCUUCUCGCCUGUAUUAUUGGAACCCUGAUAAAAAGUUCCUUCAUCGGAUCUCCAUUCGGUUGGGCGAACCCGAUCCUACCUCUGUUCUAGCUGCCUCCCCCUCUAAGGUGUUGCAAGCAGAUACAAACCUUAGCUUUUUGGUCAACAAGAUUUCCAUUAAUAGAAAUGGAUCAGCUUUACUACUAGCUGGCUCUGAGGGUCUUUGUGUCAUGUACCUUUAUGAACGUUCCUCCAUGAAAGAUAAUAUCAUGAUUUGCAGGACUGUAUCAAUUGGCUCUGAUAUCUACUUUACCAGAAAUGAUGUCAUACGCACAUUACAGAUCUCUUGGCAUCCCUACAGUGACACCCACUUGGGAAUACUUUCUUCUGAUUCAGUUUUCAGACUUUUUGAUUUGUCUACAGCUCUCGGACAACCGGAACAGGAAUAUUACUUACAGCCUAUUGAACCUGGUAGAUUGCAGAAUGCUUCAUCAAUAUGCCCUGUUGAUUUUUCUUUUGGGGGUGACCACUUGUGGGACAGAUUUAGUGUGUUUGUUUUAUUCAGUGAUGGUUUAAUUUACAUCCUAUGCCCGGUUGUUCCUUUUGGAAGCUGUGUCAUUACUCGUCGUACCUUGGGAAUUUGGAAGAUUUAUGGUGUACAGGUUAGUGAGACUAAGCUAGUCAAGGAAGGAAGACAAGAUAAGAACCAUAAAUUUGUGUCACUGGGCUGCAAAGGCACUCCUGGGGAAAGGCUUUUGAGAGAGAUACGGGUGAAGCAGAUCCUUUAAUUGAAUAUGCUAGGUGGCGUAAAGAUUCUAUUUCUCAAUGCAUUUACACUGUCUACAAAGGGCCUCUUAGUCUAAAAAAGGCCCUCUUAAUGUUUAGCAAUUUUCACAAGACACUGCUGCGCCUAUGUUUGGGCUUUUGCUACAUCUUAUUAUAAUAUGCCACAUGCAAAGGAUU